AUGGACUGGACUGGGCAGGUGAGCUUACCAGAAGAUGCAAAUGAGAGGAGGAAGUGGAAGAUGUUGACGACAGCAGAACAGUCAAGCCAUCGGCUGGCUGGUGGCCGCUACCUGUUUUCUGGAGCAUUGUGGGUCAUUCCAGGGGUGGCUCUCUGGCCCCAAUCCAAGGGGCAGAAGAAGGGGCCAGGGCAGGUGUCACCACCCUGAGCACCACCACCUACAAAAACACAUGGAGCACAGCCCAUCUUUUGACCUCAGCCACCCUUCCUGGGAAGCAAACAGUCCAAACCAUCGCUUAUUGUCAAGGAACUAACACGGUCUUAAUAUCUAUAAGCAGGGAUUUAUGAGCAUCCAGUACUUUGGGGGGGCCUCCAGAUGAAAUUGAACGCCUUUUGGGAAGUUUGUUUUCCCAACCGCCACCACGCACACCUCCUUCGGAACCUCAAAAGGAAAGAUACUCUCCCUUUUUUUUUGGUUUAGAGGAUUUAUAGCCUGGGCGACCCUGGGGAAUUGCAGGUGUAAAUAAUCGCUUAGGAAGCUGGUGUCCUUGUUCUUGAUUAAAACAACAGCAACCUGGCUUCUGUCUCUGUUUGUUUUAGAGUAGACAUUUGCAGGGAAACAUUUCGCAAUGCGCUGGGUCCUCUGGGGCGGCCCAAGACGUUUUGCUGCCUGAGGCAGAGGACAAGGGGACACAACCCUACACACAGACACACACACACACACUGUGCAGAAGCUGAUGGGACUAGCAGCUGAAUCCUAUAUCAGCAAUGUUUCAAGAAGCCUGUAUAUUUAUUUUCCUGUUUCAAGAAGCCUUUUGAGCCAAGAUCUGUCCCAAAGUGGCUGGGGAAACCAAGCCAGAUGGGCAGGGUAUUAAUAAUAAUAAUAAUGUCACCAUCUGUAUUGGAAUUCUUUUUAAGAUGUUCAUUAAAAAAACGUUCCUAUUCUAUUGUUUUAUCGCUUGCGGUUGCCAAAUUGGGCACCUUGGGAGCAAGGGCAGAAAAUAAUAAUAAUAAUAAUAAUAAUAAUAAUAAUAAUAAUGAUGAUGAUGAUGCCUGGAACUUCUCUUCCCACCAUCCCCUAAAAUAGGGACUGAUUAGAUCCAAGAAAGAAUUUGACAUUCAUUUGAAAUUUUAACAUUUAACUCCUGGUAUCUCCCCCGCCCAAAUGCCACCACUGAAAUUCAGUGAUGUAGAAGGGAUGGAGAGCUUUGUCACUUUCACCUUAUAUUCUUGCUCUUUCCCCCCCAGUCUUAAGUUCAGUUUGCCCCAUUUUUCACAUUGGUUUACAAUCAUUCAUUUCCUUAAAAAAAAAGAAAAUAAAAAAGCACGCACACAAUUCAUAUGAAUUUUUGCAUGUAUUUCUCCUAAGGGGGACAUUCUGUACACAAUUUCCCCUACUAUACAGUGCAUAAUAAUAAUAAUAAUAAUAAUAAUAAUAAUAAUAAUAAUAUUGUUACAUGUACCCUGCCCAUCUGACUAGGUUACCCCAGCCACACUCUGGGCAGCUUCUAGAAGAAUAUAGAAAAACAAACAAACAAACCAGAACAUCACAAAUUAAAAGCUUCCUGAUCUAGGGCUGUCUUCUGAUGUCUUCAGGAAGUUGUGUAGUUUAUCUCCUUGACAUCCAAUGGGAGGGCAUUUCACAGGGCGGGCGCCACCACCAAAAAGGCCCUCUGCCUGGUUCCCUGUAACUUCGCUUUUCACAGUGAGGGAACCACCAGAAGGCCCUUGGAGCUGGACCUCACUGGGAUGAACACUGGGGAUGGAGAAACUCCUUCAAGAUAGGUAAAGGUAAAGGUAAAGGUAAAGGUAAAGGUAAAGGACCCUUGGAUGGUUAAGUCCAGUCGAAGGUGACUAUGGAAUUGUGACGCUCAUCUUGCUUUCAGGCGGAGGGAGCCAGCGUUUGUCCACAGACAGCUUUCUGGGUCAUGUGGCCGGCAUGACUAAACUGCUUCUGGAGCAACGAGACACCAUGACGGAAACCAGAGCACAUGGAAAUGCCAUUUACCUUCCCACCAGAGCGGUACCUAUUUAUCUACUUGCACUGGUGUGCUUUCGAACUGCUAGGUUGGCAGGAGCUGGGACGGAGAAACAGGAGCUCACCCCAUCGCAGGGAUUAGAACUGCCGACCUUCUGAUCUGCAAGCCCAAGAGGCUGAGUGGUUUAGACCCCAGCGCCAUCCGCAUCCCUUCAAGUAUACAGGAGCUUUUGCAAUUCUCAAUCAUAUUUGCAUUUUGCAAACACUCCCUCCCAUGAAGAUUCCUGUAUGUGAUUGGAGAAAUGUGCCACAGAAUUUUGGAGAAGUACAUGUUUGGAAGAAUAGCCGUGUUUCCAUCACGGCUUGGGAAGUGUGAGAGGAUUCCUACCCCAUUCCUAUGGUGAAGCACAAAACAACAACAACCAAGCAUAUUGUUAGAAGCCAUUUCCAGUCUCCACAGCGGUGCAAGAUUCCAGGGAAUUCUAGGCUUGCUUACCCAGAGUUUGUGUUUCCUUUUGGGAAAACGAGGCACAGUGGAAACUGUGGUGUCUUUAUGAUUUAUAGUUUAUUGACACACAUAUACAACCUGACCCCUUCAUGGAUCACUGCCUUGUCAUGGCGAAGGGGCUUGAAUAACUCAGAGAAGCUAUGAGCCAUGCCGUGCAGGGCCACCCAAGAUGGACAGGUCAUAGUGGAGAGUUGUGCUGGGCCUGGGGGUAACCCGUGCAACGCGGUCCAGGUCCGGUCCUGAAUCCAGGGGUUCCGCGAGGAGUCAGUCCGACAGGGCCAAGGCAGGACACGAGGCAGGAAAGCAGGCAAGGUCAGGCACAGGAUCACAGGCAGGUUCUGGCAAACAGCAACGUUGCUCCUGCAACCUGGGGCGGAGUCCGACAGCCUUUUCUCUCUGUCAGGGUAACGGCUGGUCCUGAACCCCCGGUGACUCACCUCCCUGUCUCGCCCAAAGGCGAGCACUCCUCCUGCGAGUACUCAGGUCUCUUCUUCUCUCAGACCUUAGUCUCUGCAGCUCGGGAGAUGUUGGUGGGUUAUUAGACCCAGAGGCCGCCUCAGCCUUUCCUGACCAAACCGGUAGUGAAGCAGCUGUAAGUGAUGGCCCAGCUGGAGGCAACGAGGUCAUCCCCGCAUCUGGAGCCAGGGCAGGCUCAGGCCCCUGACUCGGCCCAGCUGGUGCUUGUUGCAGGGGGACCUGUGCAGACUGGGACUCUUCAGGAUCAGGCCCCAGACUUGGUUCAGCUGUCGCCUGAGGCAAAGGAUGCGGUGCAGACUGAGACUCCUCUGGUUCCAAGUCCGAGCCCGAGUCCCAGGCCAUCACAGGAGUUUAGACUAAAUGUGAUCCACCUGGAGAAGGAACUGGCAAACCACUCCGGUAUUUUGCCCAGAAAACCGCAUGGACAUAAAAAAACGAGAAGAGUUGAGAAGAAAGCAAGAGUUUCCAAGGCAUGCUCUGGUUCAUGGGGUCACAGAGAGUCGAAAACGACUAAGACGACUAAACACCAACAACACACAACCUGAGCCUACGAUGGAGGGACUCACACCAUUGAGCUCCAAGAGGGUCCCAUUUCUCCCAUGGCUGCUGCCUCCGAUUCCAACUCUUGUGUUUGAAUCCUGCUUGUGUUUUUUCCACUUUCAGAACAGCUUGCUCAGCUAGACGGGCCAUUGGCCUAAUCCAGCAGCCUCUUCUGAUGUUCUGGUGUUCUUACCUGGUUCAGCAUUUCCUUCUCACAAACCCCCAAGCAGGACCUGCAAACCACAGGCCAUCAGAUUUAAUUUAGAACAGUUCCCCUGUGCAUUGACUGUUUCCCUGCAAAUUCAGCCCAGCUCUUGAUGUGCUUCCUGUUCACCUGUCAAGGGCCGACUUUUGCAGCAGGGUUGAUUUGGUUGCCAACACCCGAUCAGCAGGAUCAGGCCAUACGUUCACUGCCAAACAUCAAAGGAAACGACGUGCUCCUUUUUGAUCGACACCGCUGCUGUUCCUUCAGCAGAUGUACACUAACAAGUAUCUUAAAUGCGCAACUCCCUUCCCCGCCACUUUGUGUGCGUGUGUGACUUAAUCACUGUUGAUGUUUAAUGGAAGAUCAAAACAAAGUAGUGCACUAAUUUGUUUAUGCACAGGGAGUUAAUUACGACAUCAAAACACAGGCAUACAAUGGGGCUGUGGUUCCGAAUAUUCCAGUGUGAAACAUGCAUCUUGUGCAAGGGCCAGUUCAGCCUUUUCUUUGGACCAAUGAGGACUGGAAUCUUGCUUUUGUUUUAUUUUUUUAAGCUCAGUGGCACAGUGCAUGCUUUGCUUGCAGAAGGACUUAGGGUUCAGUUCAGGGCAGGAUUUAGGUUUGAUGAGGCCCUCAGCUCCUGAAGGUAAUGGGGCCCUUUAUAUGUCCGGUUGUCCUUUGUCAACACAACAAAUUGCCGCUGUUUUUUGUGUUGAAUAUAUGCUGUAUGGUCAUUGAUGGGCCUAAUAGGUAUCUAGAGCCAUUUGCACAUAACAAAAUAUGUAUUUUUAUCAAAGUAAUUGUUGAACUGAAAUACACUUAAGAAGAAAUAUAUUAAUAGUGAAAUAAUUAUUCAGCUCUAACUUAAAAUGAUUUUUUAUUCUUAACAAACUUAAUAAUGCAAACACAUUGGCAUUUGGCAAUAACAAAAGUUCCUUUAGAAACACAAUUUACAAAGACUCAUAAUCUGGUCUCUAUAAACUUGCUUUAAUAUGAAAUAGUAAUAGCAAACCAGUGAUAUUUUAGGGAGCAGGCUAGCAGGUGAGGACAAUUACUUACAUCAUAGGAGCCUAUGCAACACAAAACACUGUUGCUGUAUGUAGGUUUUAUUUAAUUUGUUUUUUUAUCUUAUAUUUUGGAAAUGUAAAUCCAGUUGUUGUUUUUUUAAUUUUUUGGGGGGGCCCCAAGAGAGUGGGUCCCUAAGCUAUAGCUUGUUUAGCUUAUAAGUAAAUCCGGCACUGGUUCAGUUCCUGGCAUCUACGCGUAGAGAUGGGGAGUGACUCCCUACCUGACACCCUGAAGUGUUGCUACCCUGUUAGUGUAGACAACAUGGAACUGGGUGGAAGAUAGAGCCAGCUUGUUUUCUUUUGCUCUGGAAGGUGGGAACCAAACCAUUGGAUCCAAGUAAGAAGAAAGGAGGAACAGAUUGAGGUUAAAUCCUGACAAGACAGAAGUACUGUUUUGGGGGGACAGGAGGCGGGCAGGUGUGGAGGACUCCCUGGUCCUGAAUGGGGUAACUGUGCCCCUGAAGGACCAGGUGCGCAACCUGGGAGUCAUUUUGGACUCGCAGCUGUCCAUGGAGGCGCAGGUCAAUUCUGUAUCCAGGGCAGCUGUCUACCAACUCCACCUGGUACGCAGGCUGAGACCCUACCUGCCCACAGACUGUCUCGCCAGAGUGGUGUAUGCUCUAGCUAUCUCUCGCUUGGACUACUGCAAUGAGCUCUACGUGGGGCUACCUUUGAAGGUGACCCAGAAACUACAACUAAUCCAGAAUGCGUCCGCUAGACUGGUGACUGGGAGCAGUCGCCGAGACCACAUAACACCGGUCUUGAAAGACCUACACUGGCUCCCAGUAUGUUUCCGAGCACAAUUCAAAGUGUUGGUGCUGACCUUGAAAGCCCUGAAUAGCCUCGGCCCAGUAUACCUGAAGGAGCAUCUCCACCUUCAUCGUUCUACCCGGACACUGAGGUCCUCCUUCGAGGGCCUUCUGGCGGUUCCCUCCCUGCAAGAAGCCAAGUUACAGGGAACGAGGCAGAGGGCCUUCUUGGUAGUGGCACCUGCCCUGUGGAAUGCCUUCUCACCAGAUGUCAAAGAGAACAACAACUCCAAACAAGAUGAAUUUUAACAGGGAGAAAUGUAAAGUAUUGCACUUGGGCAAAAAAAAUGAGAGGCACAAAUACAAGAUGGGUGACACCUGGCUUGAGAGCAGUACAUGUGAAAAGGAUCUAGGAGUCUUGGUUGACCACAAACUUGACAUGAGCCAACAGUGUGACGCAGCAGCUAAAAAGGCCAAUGCAAUUCUGGGCUGCAUCAACAGGAGUAUAGAAUCUAGAUCAAGGGAAGUAAUAGUGCCACUGUAUUCUGCUCUGGUCAGACCUCACCUGGAGUACUGUGUCCAGUUCUGGGCACCACAGUUCAAGAAGGACACUGACAAACUGGAAUGUGUCCAGAGGAGGGCAAUCAAAAUGGUCAAAGGCCUGGAAACGAUGCCUUAUGAGGAACGGCUAAGGGAGCUGGGCAUGUUUAGCCUGGAGAAGAGGAGGUUAAGGGGUGAUAUGAUAGCCAUGUUCAAAUAUAUAAAAGGAUGUCACAUAGAGGAGGGAGAAAGGUUAUUUUCUGCUGCUCCAGAGAAGCGGACAUGGAGCAAUGGAUCCAAACUACAAGAAAGAAGAUUCCACCUAAACAUUAGGAAGAACUUCCUGACAGUAAGAGCUGUUCGACAGUGGAAUUUGCUGCCAAGGAGUGUGGUGGAGUCUCCUUCUUUGGAGGUCUUUAAGCAGAGGCUUGACAACCAUAUGUCAGGAGUGCUCUGAUGGUGUUUCCUGCUUGGCAGGGGGUUGGACUCGAUGGCCCUUGUGAUCUCUUCCAACUCUAUGAUUCUAUGAUUCUAUGAUUCUACCAGAUUUUUAGAAGACAUCAAGGCAGCCCUGUUUAGGGAAGCUUUUAACGUUUAAUAGCAUAUUGUAUUGUGUUGGAAGCUGCCCAGAGUGGCUGGGGAAACCCAGCCGGAUGGGCAGGGUAUAAAUAAUAAAUUAUGAUGAUGAUGAUGAUGAUGAUGAUGAUGAUGAUGAUGAUGAACUUUCUGACAGUAAGAGCUGUUUGACAGUGAAAGGUUGUGGACUUUCCUUCCUUGGAGGUUUUUAAGCAGAGGUUGGAUGGCCACUUGUCAUGUAUGAUCUAGUUGAGGUUCCUGUCUUGCUGGGGUUGGACUAGAUGACCCCCGGGUCCCUUCCAACUCUACAAUUCUAUGAUAUGUGGAAUAAGUAUUUUAUACAAUCCCAGACAAUUGGUUCAUUUGUCUCAGUACUGUCUACACUGAGUGGCCCUCCUUGGGUUUAGGCAGGGGUCUCUCCCAGAUUUACCUGGAGAACUUUGGGUAUUCUGCUUUUGCGUGUCGAGCUCCCCAGGGCCAGCCCAAUAACUCACACAUCACACAGAAUUUUUUGUUUAAGGUUUUUGGUAUAAUUUUGGCCACAACUUUAUUAAAAUACAAACAUGUGAGUGCUUAGGCAUUGGUUGCGACUAUCUGCCCCCACCGUGGGGGACAACUGACAUUCCGCACGCCUGCGAAAGUCAGAAAAGGGGAAUACAGAAAAGGGGGGGCUAGCGACGGAGCAGGGAACCUGCCCUCAGCCCUCCCCAAAUGCAGCCAGGAGCUCUUGCAGUGGCCCAAGCCCCCUUGACAGGGUGGACAAGCAAUAGUUAGCCCCCGAUUCCUUUAAUGGAAUUCCCUUGCAGCAGCAGCAGCAUUAGAGGGGCAGGCACAGCCAAUCCAUGCCCCUCCACCAACCAAACCAUAAACCAAUGCCUAACCGCAACCUUACAAGUGGUGACGAUUUGCUACGCAGUAGGCAAAAACCAAAUGGCCCCAGCCAAUCAGCCAGAUGGACAAAAUUCCUACCGGGCCCCUGCCCUAAGAGCAGACGACCCCAUGUCAGGCAUAGCAAGGUCAAAGCGAACAACCCUAAUUCUAGGGAGGGGGGGAUGGGCAAACUGAUGCACGGUCGAAAAGAGGAAGCCCUAGCCUUGUGCAAGGAGUUUUAGCAUUUAUGGCUGUCAAUCAACAAAUGGCAACAUUAACUUCUUCCCAACAACAAGGGAAGCCCAAUCGCAUCAGUGGCCAGCGAUCAAUUAGCCCACCCCACAACUUUGGAGUGUCUUGGCGACCUCCACCACAACACAUGCUCUCCAUGAAGGAGAACACGCUUUAACACUUGGCAAUGCCCUUUCCCCAAACAUUUAGCUACCCCGCAACACCGCUGUGUGACACCAAGUGCCUUCAAAACCCAGGGAAGUCUUUUGGAGCUGCCUGGAAGUUGCCCAGCCCUGUUCAGGAUGAGUCCCUUGAUGGCAGCGUCUUCUUGCCUCUAAUCUCGAAACUAAAGGCAGUCUUGAUUGCAACCCUAAGCAGGAGCUAAACAUAGUUUCUCUCCUAAUCUCUCGGGAUCAGUUCAUUUUAUCUCCCCGCUUAAUUGAAUGAAUGAGAAAUUAGAUAAAACUUUGCAGAGCAAAUCUUUCAGCAAACGUGGGCGGAAGAAUAUUCGGCAGGCUCUCUGCAUGCUCACAGCUGCUCCUUUGUUUUGCGGGAAGUGUGGGGGUUUGAUUUAAUGCAAGUCCUGCUACACACUUCCAUCCCUAUUAAUUCUAUUGUACAUAUUAAAUGUCCUCCUUGCAGAAGGGGAGACCAAAAACAAAUAGCAUGUGUUUUAAGUGUACGCCGGAGAAGAGAGCACCAAUAUUUCUUCCCCCGAAAAGCCCUCUGUGGUUUAAGGAUGUAAAACUCUCCACUAAAAAGGAUUUUGAUUUAGAGGGAAAGUGAUCGCCUUGAAUCGGGCAAGUGCUCGGGGAAUUUCCGAAGGGGAUUAGGGAGAAACUCGGGGAAGGAGGAGGAGGAGGAGGAGGAGGAGGAGGAGGAGGAGGAGGACCAAACUGUAUGGUUUGGGAGCCCUGUAGACAGAGCCUGAUGUCAGAACAUCAGCGCUGCCCUCUGCCUCAUGCAAGUUCUGUUCUUUUGCGGGGGGCUCUUUGUGUGUGUGUGUGUGUCAAAUCGUAGAAUUGAAGAGUUGGAAGGGACCCCAUAGUUCAUCUAGUCCAACCCCCUGCACUGCAGCCCUCCAGACCUCUCCCCAGGAACUCUACUCAGGCCACAACCCUCCCUGGUUUUGCUCUGUGCCCGCAUGUGAGUGCUUUUGUAUCACUGGGAUCCUUGAAAGCCCUAAACGGUCUCAGCCCAGUAUACCUGAAGGAGCAUCUCCACUUCCAUUGUCCAGCCCAGACACUGAGGUCCAGCGCCAAGGGCCUUCUGGUGGUUCCCUCGCUGCGAGAAGGGAGGUUACAGGGCACCAGGCACAGGGCCUUUUCAGUGGUGGCAUCCGCCCUGUGGAACGCCCUCCCAUAAGAUGUCAAGGAAAUAAGUAGCUAUCCUAUCUUUAAAAGACACCUGAAGGCAGCCCUGUUCAACUACAGUGAUACCUUGGGUUAAGUACUUAGUUAGUUCCGGAGGUCCGUUCUUAACCUGAAACUGUUCUUAACCUGAGGUACCACUUUAGCUAAUGGGGUCUCCCGCUGCCGCCGCGCCGCCAGAGCACAAUUAGAAUAAUCAUAAAGGAGAAGAGGUUAGUUAAUGAAAGGAGUUAAUACUAUUAGAAAUAUGAAACUGGAGAACUGUUAUACAGGUGAUAUAAUGAAAUUCAGAUAGAGGGGAUUCGAGGAAGUCAGUUACCAAUGUUUUAAGUAUCUGAAGUAAUAAUUCUCUUACGUGUUUAUCGUCUUCGUUGUGUGUUUUGUCAUGUUUUUUCUUUUUUCUGUGUGAAAAAUUUGGAAAAUCAAUAAAAAAUUUUUUUGAAAAAACAAAACAAAACAUGGAAGAGGUGCUGGAGGACAAUGCAUGGCUAGAUGGGCUAUGCAAGGACCUCUCCGCUUCCAUGUCCUGUUUUCCUCUCUGGUCCGAUUUCUCCUCCCGCUCCCUCACACCUUUCAGGAAGAAGGCAGCUCCUCUUGGCAGACAGCUUCGCGGAAGACCGGCGGAGGUCUUAUUCAUCCAAAAGCAAGCCCAGCUCAAUGGGAAGGAAAGCCCUCUGCCAAACCUCUGAGGAGCAACAGCCAUCUUCUGGCCAGUCGGCCUGCAUUCGCGUUGGCACCCUGUCGUAGCCUUCAGGUCCAGAUUCUGCUGGCUUCCGCCGAUGUCGCCUGCUGGAGAGGUCACCCUCGCCGGUGGAAUUCCUUCCAGGUUAGCAGCUGAGCACACCAGGCAACCUCGUCUGCUCGCUGGCACCCGCCGUCUCCGGAAGAACCCAGCUGGAACGGAGCUUGCCUCCCCGUGCCACCAGGCCAGCUUGUGGUGGCAUUUUGCAAGCCAAAGCGCUCAAAUGAGUUGCACGCGCAGGAGAAAUAAAAGAGGAGGCCUCCUCCCCUGCUUGGUUUGCAGGAAGGGCAAAGAGGUGCCCGGUUCCUGCUCUGUGAACUGGGCGCACUUUGCAAAGGAAAAUCUGAGAGCCAGCUUAUCUGCCCAACGAUGCAACAACAUGCAAUGCCCGGGAUAUCAGAUGGCGAAGCAGUCUGUCCAAAACCUGAGAUGCUCUGCUGGAUGGGUGUCUGA
Podarcis lilfordi (Lilford's wall lizard) is the source of this 10302-nucleotide messenger RNA. NCBI's taxonomy places the organism in Eukaryota, Metazoa, Chordata, Lepidosauria, Squamata, Lacertidae. The record is from the annotation of a GenBank genome assembly.